Molecule: messenger RNA, 8848 nt
Organism: Danio rerio (zebrafish)
Lineage: Eukaryota; Metazoa; Chordata; Actinopteri; Cypriniformes; Danionidae
Source: RefSeq, a predicted model, not a curated record
GCGCACUUCCGUAUUCCAACACAAUACCACGGUUGGUUUUUCAAACAUGUGACGGUUUAGUUUCGGAAGAGAUACAAGAAAAAACGACCAACAUAUCAAUAGGCUCUUAUUUAAUUUACUGGACUGUGAAAUAUCUACAAUGGUCCAGUUUUUGUUAAUGUGCUUCACUUACUCUGUAGACUAGAGUGUGUCAUUUCAUUCAUCAGGUCGUGUUUGCGCGCUUUUGCCUGCGCGCAGGUGCGCUCCGUCCUCAUGAUGCCGCAGGUGCGCGCAGGUGCAUCAUCAUCCUCCUCUGACUGAACAGAAGAUGGACGUUUAUCCUUCACCUCUCUGGGAAAACGCACAUUAGUUCGUUAUACGUACCUCAUACAUUACAUCCUUGAUUAAUCCUGUAAAACUUCCUCUGACAGAGAAUUUCCAUCGAUACAAUGAAACUCGUCAUUUGAUAGUGAAGGACGCCGCUCUGAGAUGAACGAACAGCGGGACAUUAAACUGUUUUCAGUCUGUGGACUCUUCCUUUUCAGGCUAUUUGUGCUCCAAGGAUUUAUUUGCCAGGGGUCAAACUCAGAAAAUAAAUUCCCCAGGAGGGUUAAUGCACUGCGGCAGAAACGGGAUCUCUUCCGUGAAGAGACCCUUAGUGCAGUGCUCUCUGAUUCAGCUCUGCCGCGAAGAGUUCUUCAUAAUUAUACAGCAAGAGAUGCAUCAACAGAAUAUUGUGGGUGUCUUAAUGGUGGCUGGUGCCAGGACGAAGGACGCUGUGAUUGUGCUCAAUUCCAGGGUCUCGGUGAUCGCUGUCAAAUCAUUCCCAACCAUGGUCAGGACAGGGAUGGCAUUUGCCGUUCAUGGGGUCAGCAUCAUUUUGAGACUUUUGAUGGAAUGUAUUACUACUACCCUGGAAGCUGUUCGUAUAUCCUGGCCAAAGACUGCCAUUCCUCAGAGCCACAGUAUACGGUUUGGGUUCAUAACAGUCGUUCGUGUAGAGGUUCAGUAUAUUCAUGUCCACGUAGCCUAAGUCUGUUCUUCCCAAAUGAAGAGGAAAUCUAUAUUAGUGGCUAUCAGGUGCUCAAGGGUGGACACAGGCUGAGUCUUCCCCAGACGGUGCGUAAUGUUUUCAUCGAGCGCUUGGCUGACUAUAUCCUGGUGAAGAGCACAUUUGGCUUCUCUCUAGCAUGGGACGGGGGCUCUGGAGUCUACCUCAAAAUGACCGAAGCGCACAAAGGAAGGCCUUGUGGUCUGUGUGGAAACUAUAAUGAUGACGGAUCAGAUGAUCUCAGCAGCAGCCGCGGGAUCGUCUCUGAUGACAUUGCUGAAUUUGGGAACAGCUGGGCAGUAGAUUUGCCCCAGGAGAGACCCUGUCCUGAGGUUGAUGAGGAUUUCCCUGGACCGUGCUCAUCAGAGUCUGAUAUGGACGACGCCAUUGAGAAGUGCAGUGCAUUGCUUUUCUUCCCUUUCAUCUCCUGCCAUGAGAACAUUGACCCAAAUCCAUUUGUUGUCAGCUGUGUUUCGGACAUGUGUGUAUCAGAUGACGAGGAAACAUUUUGUCGGACUCUGGUUGAGUACACCAGGGCUUGUUCUCAUGUGGGAUAUCCUGUCAGAGAAUGGAGGGACAGUUUUCCUACAUGCGCGGACAGAUGUGAGGAUAGUUUUGUCCAUAGAGACUGCAUCAGCUGCUGCCCACCGACAUGCACGUUUGACAAAGAGUGUUUGGGCACCAAUCUACACUGUCUGGAUGGAUGCUACUGCCCAGAUGGUCUGAUCUUGCAGAAUGGCACCUGUAUAGCUGUGUCUCAGUGCCCCUGUGUGUACCACGGUACAGCAUAUCCUCUGGGUCACGUAUUGGAGCAGGGCUGCACUGUCUGUGUCUGUAUGGGAGGACUGUGGAAUUGCACUGAAAACAACUGCACUGCGGAAUGCACAGUGGUGGGUGACACACAUGUGACCACUUUUGAUGGGCGAAUCUACAUGCACUUGGGCUCUUGUCAAUAUGUGCUGGUGAAAAGCCGGGGCAACACCAAGUUUACUGUGACACUACAGUAUACCGCCUGUGGAGAGUCUCAGGAACACUCCUGCAUCCACUCGGUGGCUCUGGUGGUAGAUGAAGAUGUCAGCAGGCAGGUCACCCUCACCAGAGAUGGAGAAGUUGUGAUUGGAGCCAGUAUGGCUGUUAAUUUACCCUACUCAGAUGAGACAGUGAAUGUUCGUCGACUGACCUCUCUGUUUGUGGGUCUGCGGUCGGUCUUUGGCCUGAGGUUUCAGUACGACUGGCAGGGUGGACGGAUCUACCUUCAGUUGGACAGCACCUGGAUGGGCUCCACACUCGGCCUCUGUGGGACCCUCAAUGGAAACCUGCGGGAUGAUUUCCUUUCUCCUGCUGGAAUGAUUGAAGGAACUCCACAGCUACACGUCAACGCCUGGAAAGUGUCUUCAGCAUGUAUAAGUCCUGUCAACAUACCUAUCAUUGACCCCUGUGAAAUGAACCAACAAAAUGUGUUUUAUGCUGCCCAGUGUGAUGUGCUGUUGGAGGAAGUGUUUAGACCGUGUCAUGCGUAUGUUAGCCCCAGCAUGUACCACCAGCAGUGCCGCUACCAGGCCUGUCGAUGCGGCAGCAGCUGCCUCUGCACUGCUCUGUCCCACUACGCCUACAUCUGCAGCAAACACCACGUCACCAUCAACUUCAGAGCACACGUCUCUGAGUGCGGUAUGGUGUGUUUAGGAGGGAUGAUGUAUCACCCGUGUACAUCAGCCUGCGGGCGGACGUGUCAGUCCGUCAGUAGUGCUGAAGUGUGUGAUGGAGACUGUGCUGAAGGAUGCAGCUGCACCGAAGGAACUUUUUAUGAUCACACUCGCCAGCGAUGUGUGCUGCUCUCCCAGUGUCACUGUUACUUCAUGGGCUCAGUUUUUCACCCUGGUGAAGUGUCCUUCAGCUCUUCUGGACCAUGUCUCUGCAGAAAUGGGCGUAUGGAGUGUGUGCCAGAGGAGAGAGAGCCCGAGCGAGGAGACUGUCCCAAUGGCAAAGUGUACUACAGCUGUCGGGGUCAGAGCGGCCGCGGACCCUCAGGUGUCGGUUUGGCCUGUGAACUGACCUGUCGAAACCUGAUGCUGAACCUGACCUGCCCUCCCAUGACCCCGUGUGUACCAGGAUGUGGAUGUCCAGCCGGGCUAGUGGUUCAUAAUGGAGAGUGUUAUUACCCAGAGAACUGCCCCUGUGCGUGGCUCGGUCUAGAGUAUCUCCCUGGGGAGACAGUGGACACGCCGUGCUACCGAUGUGUUUGUCAUCGUGGAUUCUUCAACUGCACAUACUCCCCAUGUCCAGCAGUGUGUACCGUAUACAGUGACCGUCAUUACCACACAUUUGAUGGCCUGGAGUAUGAUUAUGUGAGCGACUGCCAGGUCAACCUGGUCAAGAGUGUUGGUGAUACAGAGGUUUCCAUCAUGGCUCAAAAUAAAGAUUGCUAUGAAAGUGGGAUCGUUUGCAUGAAGUACCUGCUCAUCUACGUUGGCCUCACCAAAAUCUACUUCAGUGAUAACUCUGGUAAACCUAGCUCCUCCACUGUUGUGGGCAGAGGUUUUGAGUUUCAGCUGUGGGGUGCGGGAUAUUACACUGUGGUCCACUUUCCUGCUCAAGAUCUGACCGUUUUGUGGGACCGUAAGACAACUGUCCAUAUUCGUGCUGGACCCCAGUGGAAGGGUCAGAUGAGUGGCUUGUGUGGGAACUUUGAUAUGGUAACAGUAAAUGACAUGACCACAGCUGGACACAUGGAAGUCAGUAACGCACAGGCAUUUGGAGACAGCUGGGCUGUUGGACAGUGUGAAAGUGAUUUUGUAGUGCACAGACCAUGUGAAGGAGAUCUCAGCCGACAGCCGUAUGCUAAACGCGAGUGUGGCCUUCUCUACAGUGACAUAUUCGCUCCAUGUCACAAUGUGGUGGAUGUAACCUGGUUUUAUAAGAACUGUCUAACAGACACCUGCAACUGCAACCGUGGAGGAGACUGUGAAUGUUUGUGUACAAGUAUUGCAGCGUACGCACACAAAUGCUGUCAGAAUGGCGUCACAGUGAACUGGAGAUCUCCUACUGUGUGUCCAUAUGAUUGUGAAUAUUACAACCAAGAGUUGGGCGAGGGUCCGUUAACUCUGUCCAGCGCAGAGCAGAAUAACUCCAUCUGUGUGUUUGGGGCAAACGUAAGCAGCGGUGAAGUGUUUCCCCUCCUGAAGACCAACGCUCAACCCAGCACCAUUUUCCACUUCAUGAUGACAACUGGACUGUUCAAGGACAGGGCCUCACGACUUCCUGUUGUCUCACUGGAGUCUGCAGAAAGGCCAAACUACUUCCUGUGUGUAACUGUGAACCGCGGGCUGCGACUGGAGCACUGGCAGCCUGGAGAAGAGUUCAGACGGCGGGCCACUUUCCUCCACCACCAGGGCCUGUGGCUUCCAGGAAGAUCCUCCUUUGAGCUGCACAGUCAGAAGGGGGUUUUCAUCACCCUCACACACACACAGGCCCGAGCGCAGAAUUAUGAUCACACACAAGCCUUCAAAACCAGCAGCAGCUUCAUCAUCGAAGUCUGUUUUCGGUGCUUGUGUUCCUGUAUUUUAGAGAGCAGUUUUGUGAUCCCAUACCGCUUGAUGUGCGAGUGGAAAUAUCACGCAUGCUCCAGUCCGUGUGUGAAAACCUGCAGCGACCUCGAUGCCACACGUUGCCAUUUUCUACCACCGGUUGAAGGCUGUUUUCCACGAUGUCCUAAGACCAUGUUGCUGGAUGAAGUGACCAGGCGGUGUGUGUACAAAGAAGAUUGUGUGAUGCUUUCUCCAACACCAACUCCUUACAUGUUUGUAACCCGAUCAAACCGCACCACGGCGGCUCCAACCACAGCACCUACAACCACUACUUCAACCACAACGACUCCUUCCACCACAACAGCAACACCAAGCACAGCUCCAACCACAACUUCCAGCACUACAAUCAUAACUACACCUUCAGAAGCAGCUGUUUUAAUAGUCAGCCCGACUACAACCACAUUACCCCCAACCACAGUGUCGUCAACAACAGAAACCACUUCAACAGAAACGCCCACAACGUCCUCUCCACCAACCACAGAGCCUCCUCUAAUCACCACUGCCCCGCCCACCACAUCAGCCACACCCACUACAGCUAAACCCACCACACCUAUUAUUACAACUUUACCAUCAUCUACAUCCACCACAGAAAUGACAACCUCAUCUGAAGCCACAACCAAACCUGAAACAACCUCUCCGACGACCACAGUCCAGCCAAUUACAACCACCACUGUCAUCACAACAGAGAGCACAACUUUAGAAAGUACGACCACAGUGAUCACCACAGAGUCCACAUCUGUCUCGCCCACGACCGAGGAGCCUUCAACUACAACAGCAGCGGUGCCGACAACUUCUGAGAUCAUUAUUCCUUCUCCAUCUCCUUCUCCUGAGACAGCAGGAAUAACUACAGUUCUUCCUCCAUUUCUGCUGCCCACAGGACCCUGCACGCCUCCGUAUUCGUUGCGUGUGGAUGAGUGCAGCGAGUACAUCUGCUUUAAUGCACAGCUGAUGCUUCAUAAUUCCUCCCAGCACUGCAGAUACAACAUCAGCCAGCCACAGUGCAACCUGCUGGGCACACCCAUCCAGACCAACACAGACCCCUGCUGCCCGCUCUGGCAGUGCCCAUGCCGCUGCUCUAUAAUCUCUGACCUACGUGUGAUAACGUUUGAUGGGAAUAAUGUGGCUCUGUAUGAUAUCGGCUCUUAUAUUCUGGUCCACCUGCCAAGAGAGAAGAUAGUCGGCCACAUUGAGAAAUGCCCAACCAGUGAGAGCGUGAACUACAUCAGAAGACCUACUCCCUCUGGAGGAACAUCUGGCCUGUGCUUUAAGAAGCUGAACAUCACAACUCAUUCAUACAGAAUCAUGAUCAACCGCUUGGACCGAAAGGUGUCCGUGAAUCAGAUCACAGCUCGGCUUCCUCUCAGCAGGCAGAACCUCCAUAUUGACGACACCGGGACCAUGUACAUCAUAGACACACCCGGUGGCAUCAACAUAAAGUGGUACCACAGCACUGGCAUCAUGGUGUUGCAGUACACGGCUCCCGACAACACCUCCACCAGGGGGCUCUGCGGAUGUUGUGAUGGUAAUCCAGCCGAUGACCUGCGGCUGCCCAAUGGUACAGUGGUCCGGGAUGUUGAGGACAUCCCAGUGUUUCUGCACGGGUGGAUGGUGGACACGGCAGAGGAUACAGAUUACUUCCGCAGAGUGGGAGACAACUGCACCACCGGAAACUGCUCCAAAUGUUUCACCAUGCUCAACCAGAGGCCUUUCUCCAGAUGCCACCACAAGGUUUCUCCAGAAAACUUCUGCGAUAAGAUAUGGGCGGGUGACCUGCAUUAUAAAGAGCACGAGUGUGACUUCCUGGCUGCUUAUGUUGCCAUUUGCUACACUCAUCAGAUCUGCUUCAGCUGGAGGAAAAGCAACUUCUGCCCACUCAAAUGUCCUCCUGGUAAAGAAUACAAACCCUGUGUGAACACAUGCAAGACGCGAACAUGCCAGAACCGCGAUUACUAUGAAGAAAGCACCUGCUCUUCUAUCAGAGAGGAGUGUGUUUGUAAAAGCGGCACCAUCCUUCACCGAGCAGAUUCUGCUUUCUGUGUCACCGAGGACCAGUGCGUGUGUACGGAUAACGACGGAGCACCACGGGCUCCAGGUGAGGUGUGGAACGGCUCUCUGCGCGGCUGCUGUCUCUUCCGGUGUCUGGAAAAUGGUAGUGUGGUUCCUGUAGAGCCCGAGUGCAGUUAUGAACCGGCUCCGCUGUGUGAGAGAGAGGGAGAAUACGCCGUGGACGUCCUGGAGGAAGGAGUCUGCUGUCCCAAGAAGAUCUGUGAAUGUAACCUGACCAUCUGUCAGAGUGAAGUUCCCAGCUGUGAGAAUGGAGACAAGCUGGUGAUCGGCUAUAGCGCUCUGUCCUGCUGUCCUGAAUACAGAUGUGAAUGUGAUCCACUGGCCUGUCAGAGCGUCCCGCCGCCGAUCUGUCGAGAGGAUCAGUUCCUGGUGGAGGUCAGAGGAGCACACGCCUGCUGCUACAGCUACAUGUGUGUGUGUGAGUCCUGCAUUGAGCCCAUACCAGUGUGUCAGACUGGAGAGAUACUGGCUGUGGAUAUGAACACCACCAAUCACUGCUGUCCACAGUAUCAUUGCGUGUGUGAUAUGAGUCUGUGUCCUGAGCCCAGUGUGAGUUGUGCUCCUGGAGCUGUGCUGAUAAAGAGACCCGUGCCAGACAGCUGCUGUCCAGAAACACACUGCGAAUGUCAGUGUCACAAUCUUACGCUUCCGGCCUGCACCAUGGGUGAAGUGAGAGUGGAGGAACCAGACCCCGGCGGCCCCUGUGGAUGCCCACUGUAUCACUGCAUGAAGGCAGAAGUGUGUCUGUUUCAGGGUGUGACGAUAUUGAACCCUGGCCAGUCUAUGGUGCAGUAUUUUGAGGGGGAACUGUGUUACACCGUUCAGUGCCUCACACAUAAAGACCCCAGCACUGGUUUCUACGCCAUGGAGGUCACCACUGCCAACUGCUCUGAGAAAUGUGAAACUCAUCAGGUUUAUGUCCCAUCAUCUGAUCCCCACGUGUGCUGCGGCUCCUGCAAAAACAUCUCCUGCUCAUAUCCCAGUGAAAACGGCACUACAGAAGUAUUUAUGGCGGGCAGCUCAUGGGUGGCAAACUGCACACGGUUCGACUGUAUGGAGACUGCGGUUGGUGCUGUAGUUCUGGCGUCUGGAGUCGUCUGUCCUCCUUUCAACGACACCGAGUGUAUUCAGAAUGGAGGUGUAGUUCAGACGUAUGUGGACGGUUGCUGUAAGACGUGCAAAGAAGAUGGUAAAACCUGCAAAAGAGUCGCCAUCAGAACCACCAUCAGAAAAGAUGACUGCAGAAGCAAUGCACCUGUGACCGUGUACUCAUGCGAUGGCAAAUGUCCAUCCGCCACCAUCUUUAACUUCAACAUUAACAGUCACGCACGUUUCUGCAAGUGCUGCCGAGAAAACGGCCUUCAGAACCGCAUCAUACAGCUGUACUGCACUCGAAACGCCACAACGGUGGACUAUUACUACCAGGAGCCCAUGGACUGCUCAUGCCAGUGGAACUGAUCUACACACAGGCCUGACUGUGACACAUUAUUCAAUACAGUAUCUGUAUAACUGCAAAACUACUAACACCAUCACUGUAUUUGUUUUCUUUUAUAUCUGUAACUUAUGUGUAAGUAUGCUAAUCACACGUUUAUUAGAAUAAGAACAAGAAAGAGGGCUGUUAAAUUGACAUUGUUUUCAUUUUAAACUAUUAACAUUUGAUAAGAUAGUACUUUAAGAUAGUAUUAUAAGACUCCAAAUACAUUUUAAGCAUGUUACCUGUUAACCAAACGCUUUAUUUAAAUUAAUCCUUGUGCUUUUUCUAACAAAAAUAUUUUUGCAUUUUGAUUCAAAUUGUUUUUUUUUAAACAAAACAGCACUAAGUAGGUAUUUAAUAUAUGUUUUUAAAGAGAAAUCCUACAUUUGUUUUAGCCUCAACACACACACACACACACACACACACACACACACACACACACACACACACACACACACACACACACACACACACACACACACACACACAAAGAGAAAAAUAUAAUACAAUGAACUUGAAUUUCCAUAUUAUAGCCAUAAUGCCAAAAAUAUGAUUUCUGAACAAAACUGUAUGAGCCUAAAACAAAGCAUUUAGUCAAAUAUCUGAAGACCUGCAUGUUAUUGUCAAUGCUUUUUUUUUCUAAAUAAUCAAAAUAAAAACACAAAAAAUAUAUUUUUCUAUGCACUGUGCGGA